This is a messenger RNA of Hymenoscyphus albidus, 459 nucleotides long. The record is from the annotation of a GenBank genome assembly. Lineage: Eukaryota; Fungi; Ascomycota; Leotiomycetes; Helotiales; Helotiaceae.
AUGCCACUUACUCCAUAUAUCAGCUCCAAGAUGCACGCUAUAGAAGUAUACGCUAUAUUAAGCUGCUUUGAACUCUCGACGUCACUUCAUCCGGUCUUGACUCUGAAGAGUCUUGAGAUUCGAGAGGCGCCAAAAAAAAAGAUUGCCAAAUUCGGAUACGGAAACAGCCAUUCCCCAACAUUGCGUGUUUCUCAUCUGCUCGGCGCCGGUACCGUAUCGAAGAUCAACAUCUCCAAUGCCGCACCUCCUUUCACCAAAUCGAGCCUCACAUCGAGGAUCACUGCGGCACGUGAUGACCGCGGUGGGGUCAAAGAAACUCAUCUCAUCUCAAUCUUCCUCCCCAAUUUCCAAAUAACCAAUUUCUGGGCCCUCCGUCCUACUGAGGCGCAGUCCCGAACAGGCCUCCGGGGGAAAAACCCGCCAUCAAGUUGUGUUCUUGAACAACAACGCGCACAAUAA